This is a messenger RNA of Aureobasidium namibiae CBS 147.97, 1749 nucleotides long. RefSeq lists its product as uncharacterized. The record is from RefSeq and is a predicted model, not a curated record. The transcript is spliced from 2 exons. Bases 1 to 1749 code for a protein of 582 amino acids. Lineage: Eukaryota; Fungi; Ascomycota; Dothideomycetes; Dothideales; Saccotheciaceae.
AUGGCGGGCAACCCUUUCAGAAAGUCGCAGUUUCUGUCGCUGGACGUUGGCGCCGCGCGCGAAGCAGCAGCGGCCGACAUCGACACUAGUCAGGCACCAGCUACAUCAACAAUCACACAGGCCAAGACAAAAGGCAAGGUGCAAAAGAAAGUUAGGAUUUUGUCGCCAGUCGUUAGCCCAGACUCGCCGGCAGCCUACCAAGACCACUAUGACCCCUUCGACUCAUACCUCAACCCCGUGGGCCAGCCUGCACCACAGACGACCCAGGAACAAGAGACAGACGUAGCUCGCGAGCUGCGCAAGUCCUUUAUCGAUUCGCUGGCAAGAGGAGCCACCAACCCUGGAACUGCUGUGUCGACAGCUCCGCCGAUAGCUUCAGCUCCUGCGCCAGAAAGAAUGGAAACCUCAUCUCAGUCAGUGCAGCAAGCGCCCUACAACCCAUUUGCCAAAACAUUGGCUACUAUGGAACCUCAGAAUGCCGCGUCGGCCCCUGUCGGUCUCUCCAGGGACACAUCCGCCGCUUCCGCUAAGCCGGCCAUGGAUGUAGAUGCCUUUACACGCAUGCUCUUGACUGGCAACACUCCAUCUGCAUCACCUGGACCCAUGACUCCCUCUGCCGGUCUGCCAUCUGCUACCGCCAAUUCUCUUGGAGACCUACACCCCGAGUCUCCCUCUGCUUCUGACGACGAACUUCACGAUGGACCUCCAGAACCAGACUACGAGCAACUGACAGGCCUGGUCAGGACACCAGAUACCCUGACGAAGAAGCCCAAACCACCACUACCUGCACAUCAUCACGGCAAGGCUCUGCCCACGCCGAGCAAGGGUCCACAGACUGUCUCGUUUGCCGACUUCAAUAUCCCUGCUGCCUCUCCCGCUCUACCCUCGCCAUUACCCGCCUCGCCGAAGCCACAACUCGUCCGGUCACCUUCCGAUCUGAACAAGCCCCUACCUCCGCCUCCUCCGCCGCACCAUUCUCCUAGCCCUGAUGCUACUCCCGCGAUUCCCAUACAAGUCGACGGUCCCGCCCAAUCCCCGCAGCUGGCUGCCGAGGACUUUAACCUCGAUCUGAAGAAAGCACCUCCGCCGCCUUUGUCACGCAGAAGCAGUCAAAUGAGAAGCUCGAGCGGCCGCCCUCGAAGCAGUUCCAACCUCUCAAGAUCCUCCGUCCCAGACGACCACUCGGAUGGCACGGCGACACCACCCACAAAGCCUCCUCCACCGCCAUCGAGACGUCCACCUCACUCUGUAGAAACAGACCUGCCUAUACCAUCGUCACGACCACCCCCUCCACCGCCGUCUCGCAACAGAGGACAGGCUCCAACUGUCAGCCGCACACCCUCCACAAACUCAGUGACUUCGUUAAACAGUCGCUCGCCAGCCAAUAUACCACCCCCGCCUCCACCGAGGCGAGGCGAAAACAAGCGACGCAGUUUGGACGGUACAUUGCUCACUGCUUCUGCUCCGAGCUCUCGUCGGAUGAGCGACACCAGUCGCCGAUCGAGUGGAGCAAGUCUUUACUCAGGAGGUAGAACAUCGUCUGUGUCGUCCAUCCCUACCGUUGAUGAGGGUGACUCGGGCGAAGACAGGAGUUUCAAUGCUACACCGCAACCUGAGAUGCAACGUGCUAGCGAAAAUGGCGGUGCAGCAGCUGCUGCUGCUGCAGGAAAUGUUGAUAUCUUGGCCGACAUGUCUGCCAUGCAAGCAGAGAUCGAUGCUCUGAUGGCGAGGUCAAAAGGCGGUGCUUGA